CAUCCCAGAGGGAGGGGCUGGGAGAGGAAAGUAGAGACUAAAGCGGAGAAACAGGGUGAGGACAAGGCAGACAGUGAGAUGAUACUCAGCGAAGGAAUGGGGAGUGAGGAAAACUAGAAAAAAGGAGAGAGAGGGAAAGAUGAAGCUAUCUAACUGUAUCUAUGCAGAGAGAGAGACUCUGAGAAAAAUUUAAACGGGGGAAGAAGGAGCCAGAUACCAGGCACAGAGGGGGAGCAGAAACAGGAAGACUGAUCCACAGUCAGAGCCUCAGGCACGCGGGACUGGGCGUCUCUGGUCUUUGCCAUGGAAGCAGAAGGGAGGCGUGAGCAGGGUAAGCCAAGGAAGGGGCGAGUUUGCAGCAGCCUUUGGCCAGAGGGCUACCCAGCUGCUGGGACUCUGACCGCCAGAGUGGACAUAAGCACUCGACCCUACAGAAACCUCUCUGGCGUAGGAGCCGGGAGACCACGGCUUUCCCCGCAAGGAGGACAGAGGGGUCGCCCCCACUCCCGGCGCCGCCACCGCACCACCUUCAGUCCAGCGCAGUUGGAACAGCUGGAGUCAGCCUUUGGGAGGAACCAGUACCCUGACAUUUGGGCCCGAGAGGGCCUCGCCAGGGACACAGGACUCAGUGAGGCCAGAAUCCAGGUCUGGUUCCAGAACCGCAGAGCUAAGCAGAGGAAGCAAGAGCGGUCACUGCUCCAGCCACUGGCCCAUCUGUCUCCUGCCACCUUCUCCAGUUUCUUGCCCGAGCCCCCCGCUUGCCCCUACUCCUACCCAGCGCCACCCCCACCAAUGACCUGCUUCCCUCACCCCUACAAUCAUGCCCUUCCCUCUCAGCCCUCCACGGGCGGCUCCUUUGCUCGACACCCCCAGUCUGAAGACUGGUAUCCCACCUUGCACCCAACCCCCCCGGGUCAUCUGCCCUGCCCCUCAGCCCCACCUGUGCUUCCCCUCAGCCUUGAGCCACCAAAGUCCUGGAACUAAGGUUAAACAAGUGCCCACAAGAUACUUUCCCAGCCCUCAUGAAACACAGAGGGUGGCUUCCUUUCUUUCUAAGGGUGAAGUAGAAAUAUGCUGAGGGGAGUUGCAGCACAAUGGGAUCAGCAGUGUCUCAGGUUCAAUCCCCAGCCCAGCACAGUGGGUUAAAGGAUCUGGCAUUGCCACAGCUCUGUCAUAGUCUGGAUCUGAUCCCUGGCCCAGGAACUCCAUAUGCCGAGGGGUGACCGAAAAAAAGAGAAAAAAAAAAGAAAUAUAGUGAAGGGCAGCUCAGAGAUUGGGAAUUGAAAAAUAGGAGCUCCUGAUGGAGGUUUACUGAGGUGUUUCAUUGAGUGAAUUCGGGGAGGUGAAAUUAUUGGAAGACACAGGUAAAGAGCCCCAGUGGAGGUGACUGGUAGAAGGAUGGCAUUGAUGGAAGCAGUGGUUGCCACUGGUGAGUGGAAAUGGUUGAAGGGAGUAGAAUGGGGGGGCUUCACUCAUUGAGAUCACAAUCGAAGAUCUUCAUCCCUGUCGUUUCUAGCUGAUUUCAGUAAGGCUUUGGCUUUAAAGUCUACCUGUACAUCCUUUUCCCCUCACCACCCCCCAAAUCACUCAUUAAUGUGUGUUCCUUCCUUCCUAGAAAUAGCUCUUGAAUUUAUUCUUCUCUUUUCCUUUCCAGCAGACACUUUCUUUCUGGCCCCACAUUUUCUAAUUAAUCCUUCUCCUUCGUUCCCUUAGUUCCAGUCUUUCCCACUGCCAACAGAUCUUGCCAAUCCGAUCAUCGAAGAAUGGCU
Phacochoerus africanus (Common warthog) is the source of this 1769-nucleotide messenger RNA. RefSeq names its product PROP paired-like homeobox 1 (gene PROP1). Gene Ontology annotation, biological process: pituitary gland development; regulation of transcription by RNA polymerase II. The transcript has 3 exons. The coding region runs from base 304 to 984 and encodes 226 amino acids. Gene Ontology annotation, cellular component: transcription regulator complex. NCBI's taxonomy places the organism in Eukaryota, Metazoa, Chordata, Mammalia, Artiodactyla, Suidae. The record is from RefSeq and is a predicted model, not a curated record. Gene Ontology annotation, molecular function: DNA-binding transcription factor activity, RNA polymerase II-specific; RNA polymerase II cis-regulatory region sequence-specific DNA binding.